AUGCAGCCCACCGAGUCCGCCGACGCGCUCUCCGUCCUGAACGACCCUACCAAAUCCCACCUCCAGGUCUCUGGUAAAGGUCCUUACGGCUCUGGCGUAUCCUCCGUCAAUAGUAGCGAUACGUCGUUGCAUGUCGUCAAGAAUGUGCCGGGGUAUUCCACGCCGGUGUUCAAGGGUAAGCAGGCCCAGCAGGAGAAGGUCCAAGCGGACGUCGCAUCGAAGGGAUUUAUUCCUCGUGAACUAGUUCCCAACGAAGUCACCUGGUUUUACUCCCACCUCGGCAUCGAUGACACCUACUUCGCCAACGAAUCCAUCCCCAUCAUCUCCGACCACAUCAUCGCCCUCUUCGGCGCCAAGAUCCUCGCCUACACCAAACACGACCCGUCCAAACUCGUCAUCGACCUCGAAAAGAUCGCAGAAGACAGAUCGAACGCGACCUUCAUCCACACCAGCGCGCCCGGCGUGACGUCCACCGCGGGACCGGGGAGCGUCGUCGAGACGCGGAUCGACGAGAUGUUCUUGGACGGGGCGACGCCAGAGAAUUGUUGGAGGUUGGAGACGUUUAGGAGUAGUGGGAGUAUUUCGGCGACGGCGCCGCAGCAGUUGAGGUGCUAUUUCGUGACGAAGUGUAAGUUUGCGACGCCACCGCCACAGACGCCGGCUACGGAGGCUUCGGGGUUGUUGGGCGUUGGAGAGGCGGAGAAGAAGGAGAAGACGGAUAUUAGGACGGUUUCGGAUCAGGCUUUCUUGGAGAAGGCGAGCGAGAAUACGUUGGAGGUGUAUCAGAGGAUUAUGUGGAAUGUGGAGAGCCGGUAUGGGCCCGUUAUUGAGGUGUUUGAGGUGGAGGGGACGAGGGAGAGGAGGAUGGUUAUUGGGUAUAAAAUGGGUGGGACGACACAUUUGUUUAGUGCACUCUCGAACCUCUACCACUUCUAUUCGCUUUACUCGACGAGGAAAUACGUCGAACAAUUCUCCAAUGGCAUCACCAUCAUUUCACUCUACCUUAACCCGCUACCCAACUCCAAUGCACCCCCGAUCGAACACUCUAUCUUCCAGGUCAUGAAGGAAGUCUCGCUGUUGUACUGUCUGCCCGAUAACCCAUUCUUCUCGUCGACGGUAGGGGCGAGGCAUGCGGUCCAGGAUGCGGCUUAUGCUUACUGCGGCUGGAUCUUCGCCCAACACUUCUGUAACCGGCUCGGCCCAGCCUACCUCGGCCUCAAGAACGUCCUCGACGAGACGAACCCGUCGCACGCUGAGGUUCUGAAUGAUAUCAAGAGACGAUUCAGGGAGGAGACGUUUACGAGGGAGAGUAUUGCGCAGGCUGUGCAUGCUCAUCCGGAGUUGGUGAGUCUUUGUGCUAUUAGGAUGUUGUAUGUCAAUUUUGCGAUGACGCAUUAUCCGGCGGACGAGGCGCAGAGAUUGAUGCCGACGCUUUCCUUCCAACGUCUUCAAACCGAACAACCCCUCUCGGACGAGCAACUGUACGACAAGAUCAGGCGUACGGUAUUGAACAAGCACGAGCUGCAGAUCUUUGAGAGUUUCUUGAUCUUCAAUAAGCACGUCCUGAAGACGAACUUCUACCAGCCGACGAAAGUCGCACUUUCGUUCAGGUUCAAUCCGACGUUCCUUCCGGAGGUGGAGUACCCCGUCGCGCCGUUUGGGUUGUUCUUGUCUAUUGGCAAUGAGUUCCGCGGGUUCCAUAUGCGGUUCAGGGAUGUUGCCCGUGGUGGGAUCCGGAUCGUUAGGUCGAGGAAUAAGGAAAACUACUCAAUCAAUCAGAGGAUGCUAUUCGACGAGAACUAUGCCCUAGCGUCUACUCAAUCCCUCAAGAACAAGGAUAUUCCCGAAGGAGGUGCGAAGGGGACGAUCUUGCCUUCAUUGAACGCGAGCCCGAGGCUUUGUUUCGAGAAAUACGUGGAUUCUAUUCUUGACCUGCUUAUUCCUGGCCAGAGCCCGGGUAUCAAGGAACGUCUUGUGGAUCUGUAUGAGAAGCCGGAGAUUCUGUUCUUUGGUCCUGAUGAGGGUACCGCGGACAUGAUGGACUGGGCAGCUCUACACGCCCGCGCUCGCGGUGCCGAAAACUGGUGGAAGUCCUUCACGACGGGCAAGAGCGCCGAGACGCUCGGUGGCGUGCCACACGAUAUUUACGGGAUGACCUCGCUUUCUAUCCGACAGUAUGUGCUGGGUAUAUAUAAGCAGCUUGGGUUGAGGGAGAAGGAUAUCACGAAGGUGCAGACGGGUGGCCCUGAUGGUGAUCUUGGUUCAAACGAGAUUCUCUUGAGCUCAGACAAGACCGUCGCCAUCAUCGACGGCAGCGGUGUUCUCGCCGACCCUGCAGGUAUUAACCGCGAAGAACUCGUCCGCCUCGCUAAGCUCCGACAGACGGUGGCGAACUUUGAUCUGUCGAAGCUUAGUAAGGAUGGGUACCUCGUCAGGGUCGAAGACCAGGAUGUGAAGUUGCCUUCGGGAGAGGUUGUGCUCGAUGGGACGGACUUCAGGAACGGUGCGCACUUGAGGUUCAAGGCGGAUCUUUUGGUGCCUUGUGGUGGACGACCUGAGGCCGUCAACAUCUCGAACGUCGCAGCUCUGGUCGACACGGAGGGAAAGCCUCACUUCAAGUAUAUUGUUGAGGGCGCAAACCUGUUCUUGACACAACAAGCUCGUCUCUUCCUCGAGAAACGCAAGGUUGUGCUGUUCAAAGACUCCAGCGCCAACAAGGGUGGCGUAACGAGCUCCUCUCUCGAAGUUCUCGCCGGCCUCGCCCUCUCCACUGACGAAUACCUCGACCUCAUGAUCUUCAAAAACGGCCAACCCUCUCCCUUCUACAAAUCCUACGUCUCCGACAUCCAACAAAAGAUCACCGAAAACGCAGCGGCCGAGUUCACCUGCAUCUGGCGCGAGCACCAGCGCUGUGGCGGCUCCAAGCCACGCACGCUCAUCUCGGACGAGCUAUCGAGUACGCUGAAUAAUCUCCAGGCGGAGCUGGAGGGCUCGGAUCUGUUUGAGGAUGUGCCGAGUAGGAAGGGGGUGAUUAGGAGGGCGAUUCCGAAGACGUUGGUGGAGAAGGUCGGGUUGGAGGUGCUUUUGGAGAGGUUGCCGGAGACGUAUCAGAGGGCGUUGUUCUCGAGUUGGGUGGCGUCGCAUUUCAUUUACAAGUAUGGCGUACAGGGCUCAAGCGUUGACUUCUUCCAUUUCGCGAGGGACCUUGCGAACUAG
Molecule: messenger RNA, 3216 nt
Organism: Stereum hirsutum FP-91666 SS1
Lineage: Eukaryota; Fungi; Basidiomycota; Agaricomycetes; Russulales; Stereaceae
Product: NAD-specific glutamate dehydrogenase
Exons: 20
Coding region: 1-3216 (1071 amino acids)
Cellular component (GO): mitochondrion
Molecular function (GO): L-glutamate dehydrogenase (NAD+) activity
Source: RefSeq, a predicted model, not a curated record